Molecule: messenger RNA, 388 nt
Organism: Leptonychotes weddellii (Weddell seal)
Lineage: Eukaryota; Metazoa; Chordata; Mammalia; Carnivora; Phocidae
Source: RefSeq, a predicted model, not a curated record
ACGGCGGGCGGGGCGCCGGCGCAGGCGCAGGUCCUAGGCGGCUGGGUCAGCUGACCCGAGGGACACGCUCAAACCGUUUUAGGCCCCUUCCCUCGGCCUCAGAGUCGCCGCCGCCAUGGCCAGCCAGUCGCAGGGCAUCCAGCAGCUGCUGCAGGCCGAGAAGCGGGCCGCCGAGAAGGUGUCGGAGGCCCGCAAGCGUGAAAAUGUAAGGCUGAAGCAGGCCAAAGAAGAAGCUCAGGCUGAAAUUGAACAAUACCGCCUGCAAAGAGAGAAGGAGUUCAAGGCCAAGGAAGCUGCGGCUCUGGGAUCCCAUGGCAGCUGCAGCACCGAAGUGGAGAAGGAGACCCAGGAGAAGAUGACCAUCCUCCAGGCCUACUUCCAGCAGAAC